GGUUCCGGCGUCUAGCUGUCAAAAGACGGGACAUUUCGUAAAAGACGGCCCACUGAUCGUCCUAGGAUUUGUGCAACCACCACCCACCACCUCAACUACUAUAGCAGUGGAGCGUGUAUCACGUGUGUCUCCACACACCAUGUCCGACACGCCAUCAGAUUCCAGCUCUCAUUCAGUCCAGGCACCCACGGUCCACGGCCUCUCCGUGACCCCGCUCACACAAUGUUCUCACUGGCACUCCCCUCUCGACAUCAUCGCCAUCAAACACUACUGCUGCAACAAGUUCUAUGCCUGCAUCAGUUGCCAUGAUGCAUGCGAGGAUCAUAAACCAGAUGUUUGGCCAAUAAGCCACAACAAUGAAAGAGCAGUACUAUGUGGAGCGUGCAAAUAUGUCUUGACGGUGGAUGAGUACAUGAAGAGCGGGAGCCAAUGUACGAAGUGCGGAAGUGGGUUUAAUCCAGGGUGCAAGGGGCAUUGGGGGCUGUACUUUGAGCUGGCAGGGAAGAGCUGAAGAGUUGGUAUUAAUUGAAGAUGGCUAGGUCUCAAUACCCUUCUCAACAACCAGAUCCACACUGCAUGUGUAGAUAUGGCGUGGAGAUUGCACGCUGUCACUCAGCUGAAGGGGAUCGUCAGCUCCGUAUUCAAAUUGAUAUGCGCGU
Molecule: messenger RNA, 659 nt
Organism: Cucurbitaria berberidis CBS 394.84
Lineage: Eukaryota; Fungi; Ascomycota; Dothideomycetes; Pleosporales; Cucurbitariaceae
Product: zinc finger CHY domain-containing protein
Exons: 2
Coding region: 140-511 (123 amino acids)
Biological process (GO): protein import into mitochondrial intermembrane space
Cellular component (GO): mitochondrial intermembrane space
Molecular function (GO): zinc ion binding
Source: RefSeq, a predicted model, not a curated record